GCUAUUAUGGUUGCAGUGCCAGCUUGCAAUGCUGCCUACUACGAGCGAGCUAAUUAUGGCUGUAGAAACAGGGAGAUGACAGACGCUAUUCGUGAUCAAAUUCUCAAAAUUAUAUUGGUAUGGUGGGGUGAAGCGAAGAAGUACGGUGUUAAUUCACGAAACAUGCACAGAGAUGGGACUGCAACUUGGAGCAAAAGGCCCAAGAUGCCAUUGUCACUUGCCCUAACGAGGUCGAAACAGGGCCAAGUAUUGGACAAAGCUUACAAAGAUACGAGAAUAUUUUGCAGCUACUGGUCUAAGAAAAAGACGUCAUUUUCCAAUGCAUCGGCACAAAUAGAUCAAACCUUACGUCGUUGGUGGGGUGAAGCAAAGAAGUACGGUGUUAAUUCACGAAACGAAUACACCAUUUUGAAUCUAUUUGGAUUCGCUAGUGUGAGCUCAACUAAGCAACAAAUCUAUAGUAUUCAGCAAUAUUCGGGGAUAGAUUCAUCAUACUUCCAGAUGGUCAACUCUGAUACGACAAAAAUAGGUUGUGCUUACAAGAUUUGCCGUAGCAGCGGCACAAAAUUUACUAUCUUAUGCCUCUAUAACGAAAUCGGUUACUAUUCCAAUAUGUCGUUGUGGGAAACCGGACCGGCUUGCGAAGUUGGCGCAGAUUGCACCACCUAUGAGGAGUCCGGAUGUUCCAAUGGUCUCUGCACCAAAGAUCGUGAUAUACCAGACACGAACCACAUAUGUCCGAAGAAUGCUGGAAUGACAGAUAGAAUCAGAAAGAUGUUUUUGAAUCUUCAUAACAAGUACAGAUCGAGUCUUGCACGAGGUCUAGAGCCUGACGGUCUGGGAGGUUAUGCCCCUAAGGCAUCUAACAUGUUUAAGAUGAAAUACGACUGCUCCGUAGAGGCGAAAGCAAUAAAACAUGCAAAUAAGUGCAUUUACGCACAUUCUACGGAGAAAGAACGGACAGGCUUCGGAGAAAACAUAUUUAGAGCUAAUUUUCCUAGCUUUAAUAGAGUUAAAGCCGCUUAUCAGGCCUCUUAUCUAUGGUGGAAAGAGUUGAGAGAUUAUGGUGUUGGUCCCUCUAGUGAAUUUUCUAUAAGUAUAGCUGAUAGGCCUGGAAUGGACAUCAGCCAUUAUGCGCAAAUGGCCUGGGCAACCACAUAUAGGCUUGGAUGCGCGGUCGUAACUUGCCCAGAAUACACUUAUGGCGUUUGUCAAUACGGACCAGCAGAUUAUGGUGUUGGUCCCUCUAGUGAAUUUUCUAUAAGUUUGGCUGAUAGGCCUGGAAUGGACAUCAGCCAUUAUACGCAAGUAGAUAAUUUCUUCUAUUUAUUUCUGCAUAAACGAAUAAGGGAAAUUCAGAUGGCCUGGGCAACCACAUAUAGGCUUGGAUGUGCAGUCGUAACUUGCCCAGAAUACACUUAUGGCGUUUGUCAAUACGGACCAGCGUAA
This is a messenger RNA of Strongylus vulgaris, 1449 nucleotides long. The record is from the annotation of a GenBank genome assembly. Lineage: Eukaryota; Metazoa; Nematoda; Chromadorea; Rhabditida; Strongylidae.